Aspergillus sclerotioniger CBS 115572 is the source of this 1027-nucleotide messenger RNA. RefSeq lists its product as uncharacterized. The transcript has a single exon. Bases 20 to 622 code for a protein of 200 amino acids. Lineage: Eukaryota; Fungi; Ascomycota; Eurotiomycetes; Eurotiales; Aspergillaceae. The record is from RefSeq and is a predicted model, not a curated record.
CUGGGACGGACUGACGACGAUGACCGGUGCUUUGGAUCAAGACGCCAAUUUCCCAGUCGGGACCACGUCCGUUGUUCGCCUUGUUGUGGUCCGACAUGGCCAUUCGUCGAGAGGCGCGCGGACCGUUCAUCGGAGGGCUCCGAUGGGAGAUCCUGAUCGAUUGCACCCACGGUCACGAGUAUAUCCGCCAGGGUCACUGACAGCGGCUCCCAAAGACCAAAAGUACCACGAGCCGGUCACGAGAGCGAGUCUGGUCAAUCUUGGGGUUCUGCCAAAUCCAUCGCGUGUGAGUGGAUGGCUGGUGUUCUGCGGUGCUGCGUCGCCAGUUCCUGCUGGGCGGGAGGUUCUCUUCUCCCGACCGACCGAGGAUGGAGCAAAUCGGCACGGGCUUCCGGGCGCUUCGUCAACGCUUCCCACAUAUUCCCACUCGCCAACUGCGCGAUUCACAGCCUUGUGGUUGGCGCCAAGCGGCGUCUGUCUGGGGAAAGCAGCAGGGACUGGGAGACUCGGGAUCUAUGACGAUGAUGACCUGGGGGAAGCGAUGAUAAUAUCGCACAGCCCCCCUUGCGGCCAGGGUGAGGUUGAUGAUGACUCGACUAGUGUGCAAGGCCACUGCCAUUAAUGCAGGUGUAAAAUGCCUCAUGCCGGUGCUAAAUACAUCGCUCAAUCCCCCCCGCGGGAUAUUAACCGGAGAGAAGGUUCAACAAGUGAGGCGACUGCGGGAUAUUCUCCAGAUUAUCUCUCAUUGCCUACCGCGAGGUUGACAUUCUACAGAAUCGGAUGACAGAAGCAUCAACACCACAACGCCCGCAUUUGGUUUAGCCUGUUUUGCUACACCGCCUACGGAUAUGAUGUGUGGACACUUACUAUGAGAACCUAACAGAUCUACAGACAACCCCCCAAACUCAAAUCGAGGAUACACGUAUACUGGAAUACGUCUAAUAGACAGCACGGAUGCCCCAUGACAAUGGAGUGAAGGUGUAAAUCUCUUGCUUAUAAGGCUUUGAUGAAAAGUAAUGAAUGAAGG